Molossus molossus (Pallas's mastiff bat) is the source of this 1305-nucleotide messenger RNA. RefSeq names its product serpin A3-1-like. Bases 10 to 1305 code for a protein of 431 amino acids. Gene Ontology annotation, biological process: negative regulation of endopeptidase activity. The transcript is spliced from 4 exons. Gene Ontology annotation, molecular function: serine-type endopeptidase inhibitor activity. Lineage: Eukaryota; Metazoa; Chordata; Mammalia; Chiroptera; Molossidae. The record is from RefSeq and is a predicted model, not a curated record.
GCAGAAGGAAUGGCAUUUCUCCCAAUUCUGGGCCUCCUGGUGGCUGGCCUCUGCCCCUCUGUCCACGGCCUCCCAGGGGGCAAGCUUCACCCAGGGGUUGUGACCCAGGAGGACCAACACCACCACGCACCUGUGGACAACCUCAGAUUAGCUCCCGUCCACGCCGACUUUGCCUUCAGCCUCUACAAGCACUUGGCUUUGAGGAACCCCAAUGAGAAUGUCAUCUUCUCCCCAUUGAGCAUCUCCAUUGCCCUGGCCUUCCUGUCCCUGGGGGCUCGAGGCACCACCCGGACUGAGAUCCUCAAAGGCCUCAAGUUCAACCCCACAGACAUCUCUGAGGCAGAAGUCCACCGGAGCUUCCAGCAUCUCCUGUGCACCCUCAGCCAACCCAGCAACUCACUGCAGCUGAGCGUGGGCAACGCCCUGUUCAUCGAUGAGCGGAUGAGGCUGCUGUACAACUUCAGGGACGACGCCGAGGUGCUGUACGCCUCCGAGGCUUUCUCUACUGCCUUCCGGGAUCCCGCCGCUGCAAAGAAGCUCAUCAAUGACUACGUGAUGGAGAAAACCCAGGGGAAAAUUGUGGAUUUGGUCAGUAACCUUGACGUAGGUGUAGUGAUGGUCCUGGUCAAUUACAUCUACUUUAAAGCCAAGUGGGAGACGCCCUUCGACCCCCAGGAUACGCGCCCGUCCACGUUCUCGCUGACUGAUGGAAGGUCAGUGAUAGUGUCCAUGAUGAAGACUUCGGACCUGACCACGCCCUACUUCCGGGACGAGGAGCUCUCCUGCACGGUGGUGGAGCUCAGGUACAACAGCAACUACAGCGCGCUCUUCAUCCUCCCGGACGAGGGCAGAAUGAGGACCGUGGAGGCUGCUCUGGCCCCCGAGACACUGACGCGGUGGAGAGAGUCACUGCGGAUGACACAAAUAGGCCUGUACCUGCCAAAGUUUUCCUUCUCCAGUCACUAUGAUCUGGAACGCACACUCCCUGAGCUGGGCAUAAGGACAGUCUUCCAGAACCAGGCUGACCUGUCAGGUAUUGCAGGUGGCAAGGACCUGAAGGUCUCUCAGGUGGUCCACAAAGCCCUGAUUGAAGUGGCCGAGAAUGGCACGGAAGCAGCUGCUGCCACAGGAAUAUCAGCGGGCAUUACGUCCAUAGGAAUAGAACCAAGGACCACUGUGAAGUUCAACAGGCCCUUUCUGUUAUCCAUAGUCUCCAAAAACACGCAGAGCAUCCUCUUUUGUGGCAGAGUCGUCCACCCCAAUGAAGACAACAGCUCCUCACAAAUGGCGAGGAUCCUCCGCUAA